Talpa occidentalis (Iberian mole) is the source of this 891-nucleotide messenger RNA. RefSeq names its product C-type lectin domain family 6 member A-like. The transcript is spliced from 6 exons. NCBI's taxonomy places the organism in Eukaryota, Metazoa, Chordata, Mammalia, Eulipotyphla, Talpidae. Bases 92 to 727 code for a protein of 211 amino acids. The record is from RefSeq and is a predicted model, not a curated record.
GAUUUGAUCUUACCCAUGUCCUUGGGUAACAUCUUCAGGGAGAGAGACAUAAGAGGUCCCUAUACCUUCUGAACACAAAGACCCCCACAUAAUGGUUCAAGAAGGGGAACUUCAGGGUAGAGGGAAAGCCAUGUGGGGCUCACAGGUGAGGCUGUGGUUUGUUGCUGUGGCUUGCAUAGCACUCCUCAGUGCUUGUUUCAUCAUAAGCUGUGUGGUGACUUAUCAUUUUACAUACGGUAAAACCAGCAACAGGUUGUCUGAACUACACACAUAUUCAAGUCUAACUUGCUUCAGUGAAGGCACAAGCAUGACAGAAAAAGUUUGGGGGUGUUGUCCAGGUACCUGGAAAUCAUUUGGUUCCAGCUGCUACCUCAUUUCUACUGAACUGAAUUUUUGGAAGAAGAGUGAGCAGAACUGUGUUGGGAUGGGGGCUCAUUUGGUGGUGAUAAACACAGAAACUGAGCAGAAUUUCAUUGUCCAGCAGCUGAAUAAAAACUUUUCUUAUUUUCUGGGACUCUCAGAUCCACAAGGGAAUAACAACUGGCAAUGGAUUGAUCAGACAUCUUACACAGAAAAUGUCAGAUUUUGGCACGAAAAUGAGCCUAAUUUUUCUGCAGAGGAAUGUGCUACAAUAGUUUUCUGGAAUCAUAGAGGAUGGGGUUGGAAUGAUGUUUUCUGUGACUCUAAGAGGCAUUCGAUAUGUGAGAUGAAGAAGAUUUACCUAUGAAUGGAACUUUAUUUAUCAACACUUUAAAAAUUGAGAUCUAGCAUAAAAUAAUUCCCUUUCAUAAUUAUGUAUAAUCUUUAUCACAGAAGUUCAAGAAAACCUAUAGAUACCUUUCUCUCAUCAACUGUCUCUCUUCCAGUUUCCUUUUUUCCACUAGUGAUAGG